AUGGCGAUCCAACCGGAACGCUUAGGACACUCAAUACUUGACCAGUUCCUUCUGGAUAAAGAUUGGAAAAACUUCAAUCAUGGGGCGUAUGGCACAUUCCCUGUGGAGGUUCGAGACGAGCUCCGCAAGUUCCAGGAUAUGAUCGAAGGACGACCAGACAAGUUUAUACGUUAUCUAUAUCCCAAGUUUCUAGAUGACUCUCGAAAGGCAAUGGCCUGCUACCUGAAUGUCCCUGUGGCCGAGGUGGUCUUUGUGAAAAGUGCAACUGUUGCCAUCAAUACGGUGCUUCGAAAUCUUUCCUACGAUCCGGGGGACAUGAUUAUAUAUUUCUCCACCAUUUUCGAUGCUUGUGAGAGGACGAUCGAAUCUGUCUUGGAGACUACACCGCUUAAAGCUCGAAAGAUAGAUGUUUUGUUCCCAACUAGCCACGAACAAAUCGUCGCGAGUUUCCUCGACACAAUCAAAGAAGCCAAGCGAGAGGGUUUCAACGUACGGAUUGCCCUUUUUGACACCAUUUCCAGUCUACCAGGUGUCAGGUUUCCGUUUGAAUUGUUAACGGAGGCUUGUCGAGCCCACGGGAUUCUUAGCUGCAUUGAUGGCGCACAUGGUGUCGGCCACAUUCCUCUCGAUCUCGGCAAACUAGGAGCGGAUUUCUUCGUGAGCAUGACCCAUAAAUGGCUCUAUAAUACAAGGGGCUGUUCGGUUUUCCACGUUGCUCUCCGCAACCAACAGCUCAUCCGCACAACAAUCCCAACGUCUCAUAACUUCAUUCCGAAGCAGCAGCAGUACGAAUCCUCGAAGCUGACAGCAUCGCUGCAGCCUAAUUGCAAAUCACCCUUCGAACUGAUGUUUCAGAAUGUUGCAAUCACUGAUGACACUCCUUAUUUGACUAUACCAACCGCACUUCAGUAUCGCAGCCGACUCCCUGGAGGCGAGGAUGGGAUUUUCAAUUACAUUCGUGAGAUCGCCUUUUUCUGGAGGGAACCUCGUCGCCCAAAUACUUGA
Molecule: messenger RNA, 1005 nt
Organism: Penicillium riverlandense
Lineage: Eukaryota; Fungi; Ascomycota; Eurotiomycetes; Eurotiales; Aspergillaceae
Exons: 3
Coding region: 1-1005 (334 amino acids)
Source: RefSeq, a predicted model, not a curated record